Messenger RNA from Schistosoma mattheei, 1974 nucleotides. Lineage: Eukaryota; Metazoa; Platyhelminthes; Trematoda; Strigeidida; Schistosomatidae. The record is from the annotation of a GenBank genome assembly.
CAGGACCUUUUUAACCAUUCCAACUUCAAGGUCGUUGCUAGUCUAACAUUCAACAAUGAUGACCCAGACACCAGUCAUAUUACUUAUUUGCUUCAUAAUAAAUUUUAUUCAGUCAACUGUGAACGAUAGAGCAUGCUUGUGUGAUAUCAGGCCGUUGGUUUGUGACAAGUUCUGUCAAUGUGACGCAGACUGCUUUAGUGAUAAAAAUAACUCGUUUUCCUCCUUAAUCUCGUUACAAAGAGAAUCUUAUGGUUCGAAAUGGUGCAUUCCAAAGGCACUUCAUUUUUUAUCAAAUGCAGAAUUUACUAGGAGUCAGGACAGUGAAACUAUUUGUUUUUCCGAUAUAAACUGUAAGAAUUACAGUAAAUUAUAAAUAUAAGAUUUGAGAAGGAACUACCUGCAGUUAAGUCGCGGUGCUGGUCAGUUUGGGAUGAAUUCUAUUUCAGUGACUAACUUAAAUUCGAUAAACGGUUGUGCAGAAGACGAUUUAUGCUUAAUCUAUAGAAACAAGAUACUUGGACGUUUCACAUUGCCGAGUGGUUCGGGAUGUCACGUAGAGUUUUCACCAAAAUUCCUAAACAACAUAACAACCAAGUGCACUCGCACGUUGAGUUUUAACGAUAAUGGUUCAAGUUGCACACAACUGCCAAGUGUCUUAAUGUACACAAAUGGAUUAAAGUUUUUACGACUACCGAUAUCAAAGCUUUUUAAAAACAAGAGCAUUUCUUUGGAAGCAGUUAUGGCCAGUAAUAAUACGAUUUCAGUUCGUUCAUCUAUUUGUAAGAACUUAAACAAUGACGUAAUACCCUGUCCAACAUCUCCAUCCUCACUUGAUUCACCCAGCCAAGCGUGUAUGUAUGCAAUCAUGGGAGUGAAGUUUAGUAUUAUUUAUAAUGAAAAUGGUAUAACAGAUAUCUCAGUUGAAUUUAUCAUUACAAAUGUCACAACUAAAAAAUUUAAUCAGUUUCACACAGUACAAUUUAUUGAAGAAAACAGUUUAUCCAAUACAAGUACAUUAAUAGCUACUGACUAUCUAAGCGGAAAUCUAGGUUACCUAAAAAAUUAUCCUGUUCGAGCUGGUUAUAUAGAAAAUAAUAAUAAUACUAUUACUCCAUAUAUAGUAAUGAUAUCAUACCCAUUAAAUCCAACAUUAUAUCCAAAUGAAUAUGGUCGAAUUAAUUUUGGUUGGUGGCCUAUACCGAAUAUUGGUGAUUGUACAAAUUUUGCUAGUCAAAGUAAAACAAUAUUAUUUGGACAAAACACUUUUAGUUCCUGUGUGCUAAGACUAAAACCAUUGCGGGAAAAUAAUUAUACAAAUUGUAAUGAACUGGAACAAGUCAUUAGUAUGUCAUUAAAUUGUAAAAAAUCACCUAUUACUCAUGUCGGUAUUUGGGGCAAUGCAGACAAUAAACAGAUAACAGAUUGGAUUAAAGUGGAUGUAUUCAAUGAAAAAAAUAACAUUGCUUUUUCGAAUGGAACAAAAUCUUGGUCAUGUCGAAAUAUCAUUAUAGGUCAAACAAUUAACAUUUAUUAUGCCAGAAAAGGUAGUGUAUACGAUCCACAAAAUCGUAUUAUUUCAGUGCACAAAAUUUAUAAACGUGGAAAUAUUGGAUAUAAAUGUCAAGGUUAUGCAUGUAUAGACAACAGUCAAUUAAAUACUGAACAGAAAUUCUUUAUUACUACGAAUGUACUAUUUCAUGAUUUAACCUUAUAAUGAAUAUAUCCGAUCAAAGGAAAUGUUAACAAUUUUAUAUGACUGUCAUUAUUAGUAUCAGUAAUAUAGUAAAAUUUUGAUUAAAUAUCUUUUAUUUAUUGCAAGAAGGUAUGUAUGUCCUAUACAAAAGUAUAAAACAUUUCUAUACAUCUGAAUAGAAUGAAUUUAUCAGCUAUCAUUAAAACCAUUGUUCUAACAAUCUUUGUCACAAUAAUAAGAUAUAUUUCAGCUGUCGUUUGCUUCAAACGAAUAUCUAUUUG